Molecule: messenger RNA, 1689 nt
Organism: Cannabis sativa
Lineage: Eukaryota; Viridiplantae; Streptophyta; Magnoliopsida; Rosales; Cannabaceae
Product: putative protease Do-like 14
Exons: 11
Coding region: 60-1427 (455 amino acids)
Biological process (GO): proteolysis
Molecular function (GO): serine-type endopeptidase activity; protein binding
Source: RefSeq, a predicted model, not a curated record
UUCAAGAUUGGGCUUUCGGGGGCCCACAUCAAAAGUUCUCCUUUGUUAUUCCGUUAGAUAUGAUUCAAUUUCAGGGGGUUUUAGCUGGGUUUUUCAGCAAUUUUCUUUUCGAAUUCUGGAAUCAUCUCCCGGCGUCUAUGAAGAGGCUUUCAGCUUCGAACUUCAACUCACUCACCCGGAUUGUGAGCAUCGUUGCCGGCGGGUCUGGUUUGUCGUAUUUGUACUCCUCUGACAAUGAAGUGAGCAUAGGAGUGUCUGUUCCUGUACCAUGGCGUGAAUCGAUUUCUCUGCCGUGGAAAAUUGCUGAAAGAAUGCCUAAUUGCCUUUCAUCUUCCUCGCCAGUGAACUCCGAAUUGGGUCCAUUUCAAUUAUUUUCUUUGAGUGCUGGUUCUAUUCCAUCAUCGGAAUCUUCUGGGGCAUCGGAUGGUUGCCAUAAUGAACAUUCUUGUGGAUGCUUUGGUAGAGAUACGUUUGCCAAAGCAGCUGCAAAGGUGGGACCUGCUGUUGUUAAUAUCUCCCUUCAUCAGGGUAUGUAUGGGGGGGUCUUUGGUGGGAAGAGCAUAGGCUCUGGAACUAUUAUUGACAAGGAUGGUACUAUUUUAACGUGUGCUCAUGCGGUGGUCAAUGUACAGGGAAGGAGUAUUUCAUCCAAAGGAAAGGUUGAUGUUACUUUACAAGAUGGUAGGACAUUUGAGGGUACUGUGUUGAAUGCUGAUAUACAUUCCGAUAUUGCUAUAGUAAAAAUUGAUUCCAAAACCCCACUCCCAACUGCAAAAAUCGGCUCUUCAAGUAGGCUUCAACCUGGAGAUUGGGUGCUAGCUGUGGGCUGUCCACUCUCACUUCAGAAUACUGUAACUGCUGGCAUUGUGAGUUCAAUAGACCGUAAGAGCAGUGAUUUGGGUCUUGGUGGAAUAAGGAGAGAGUAUUUGCAGACGGAUUGUGCAAUUAAUCCAGGAAAUUCUGGGGGGCCUCUUGUCAAUGUUGAUGGAGAAGUUGUUGGUAUGAAUAUUAUGAAAGUCCUUGAUGCUGAUGGAUUAAGUUUUGCUGUACCAAUUGAUUCAGUCAACAAAAUCAUUGAGCAUUUCAAAAAAAGUGGGAGAGUUGUUCGACCUUGGCUUGGUUUGAAAAUGCUUGAACUUAAUGACAUGGUUGUUGCUCAGCUUAAAGAAAGAGAUGCAGCUUUUCCGGAUGUCAAUAAAGGUGUUCUUGUAGUAAUGAUAACUCCUGGAUCACCUGCUGAUCGUGCUGGGUUCCAUCCUGGUGAUAUUGUAGUUGAGUUUGAUGGGAAAUCUGUUGAAAGCGUUAAACAGGUGGUUGACAUAUUGGGAGACAAACUUGGGGAACCCUUGAAGGUGGUCGUUAAAAGAGCCAAAAAUAAUUUAGUGACUCUAACUGUGAUCCCUGAGGAGUCCAAUCCGGACAUAUGAUAACAUCCAACACCAACCCCUCUUUUUUGUUUUUUGUUUUUUUUACCUAAUACUGAAUAGAAUAGGUACUUUCUUUCUUGUACCUUUCAGGAGGAGUAACAAAUCAGCUUGCCAAGAAAAGAAGCAAGCUUUAAAGUUGCAGGGUCUAUAAUUUUUGCCUUUUAAAACUGUAGAUUCAUACCAACUAGUUCAGCUUAAAAUCACAUGUUGCACACAAAUAAAUAUGAACUUCUAUAACAAUUUUUUGUUUUUUUUUUGCUUC